AUAUACAUACAUUUUUGUAUACGACUACCUGGUACUUCUGCUAGUGAGAGAAAGUCCAAAAGACAACCAUGGAAACUAAGCACUCGAAUGUUAAACGACCUGUCUCCGAAAUCUGUUCGCACAAAGUACGGCUUUCUCAUUCUCUGUCCACAUCGACGCCCGCAGCUUCUUCCUCUAAGACUAAGAGGAAGAUGCCAUUGGAGAGCAAGGAAAAGCUAGUUUCUAAAAAGCGUAAAAUUCUCAAAUCUAAGGCUAAACAAGAAAAAUCUAAUAAUCCCAAAAAAUCAGAGAGCAUUAAACGAAAAAGGGCUACAUUUAGUGACAUGUACGAUGAUGUUGAAGCUAAGUUCUCUGUUUUGGAGCGAGCAGAAAGGGUGCUGUCGAGUCUAUCAGAUGAAUUCCCUAGCUUUAUAAAGUGUAUGCUGCCAUCAAAUGUUGCUCAUGGGUUUUGGCUGCAUCUUCCAAAGGCAUUCUGUGACAUGUAUCUUCCGACUUGUGACACCAAUAUUAUAUUGGUAGAUGAAUGGGGAAAUGAAUACAAAACGUCUUAUCUUCUGGAAAGGCAUGGAUUAAGCGCUGGCUGGAGAGCAUUUUCAAUCUCUCACAGAUUACUCAAAGGGGAUAUUUUGAUCUUUCGUCUGAUUGAGCCAUGCAAACUAAAGGUAGACAUAGUAAGGGUAAAUGGUCGAGAUGUGGUAGAUGCUGCUCUUUGCCUCUUGAAAUUUGAUGCUAGUGUGAACACAACGGAUCCGGAUCUUUCACGGAAAGACACUCGCAAGCGUAAAAGCUUAGUGAAAUUCAUAGAGCCUUACAUCCAUAAUGUUUGUAAACCUGAGGCAAAUGUUCAAGUUGAAGGCCAGAGUGCAUUGGAUUGUUGCUCUCCAAACAUUGUGGAUCAAGCUGAACAUAAUAGUAAAGAUUCAGGGUCUGAAGAUUUCAAAGGUUCUGAUAUUGCCAACCACCCGCAAUCCAAUGAGUUCUGCAGCUCCAAAACUUCGUUUUUGUGCGACCAUCCCCGUGAUGGGGUAGCUUGUAGAUAGAUUGCUAUAAAAGAAAGUGCAUCUACAGAGGUUGGAAUUGAUUGAAGCUCAAAAAUCAAUUGAUUUUGCUUCUUCGUGUUACAAGGAAAGCUUCUGAGGGGUGCGUGACGGUUGGGCUCAGUUUUGCAGGAAAACACAGCAAAGAGCCAAAGACUACCUCGGAGAGAGAAUCUUGGCUGAACCAUCUUAAGUGUUUUGGUUUUUGAAACAGUAUGGGUUUUUGGUAAAGAAUACUGUACAUCACCCUCCUGUUUAGAGGUAAUAUAUUGUAUAUACAGUCAAACCCGUUCUCAUAUACUAAAAAAAGAAGUAUUUUCUGCA
Molecule: messenger RNA, 1361 nt
Organism: Ipomoea nil (Japanese morning glory)
Lineage: Eukaryota; Viridiplantae; Streptophyta; Magnoliopsida; Solanales; Convolvulaceae
Product: B3 domain-containing protein At5g42700-like
Exons: 8
Coding region: 69-1040 (323 amino acids)
Molecular function (GO): DNA binding
Source: RefSeq, a predicted model, not a curated record